CGUCAAUAGGCCUGCCCCGCAACAGCCAAAUUGAAAAUCGGCCAUUCUAGUGUCACGUCUGACACAAAUUUCCAGGUGGACGCCAAAGGAGUGAUGGUCAUUUCUCUAUACAGCAACUUCAGCUGGGCAGUCCGCAUUCCACGGCAUAAGAGAGCGCAAUGGCGACCGUUUGCGGUGCCUUCCGGCAGUUAACGAGCGCGUGCGUGUCUGCGCCCGAGUCUCCGGCGAGGCUGAAGGCUGGGCGAGCGUCGUCCCUGUCGUCGUCGCGCGAGUUGGCGCUCUUUUCAGUACCCAAUGGCGCGCCCCUGACAUUCACGGGCCCCGCCACGCGCAUCGCGCGUAACAGCCGCACAGGCCUUGGUGGAUACACGUCACUGGAGCAGUUCACACGCUCUGUAGAGAAGAUUUCGACGCUGCCGGUGGCCAGGCUGCGGUCAGACGAGCGCGUGGGCACCAUGUUCAGCUCUAUGGACGCUUUUUUAGGUGUACAAUUGGUGGCCUCAUCACGCCGUGAUUUCCGCGUCUGUGUCAACUUUGUGCUGCCUGGUAGUGACGCCGAGACGCUGGGUAUCCACCCAGCGGCGCUGGUUGUCGCUAUUAACGGCAAAUCCAUGCGUGGUGUGAGUCUACAGCGCGUCCUGAGCACGAUACGACGUGCACUCUGCGCAAACGAGAACAGGAGUGAUGGUACAGCCAUCGAGGUGCCGGAUCUCGGCGACCACAUCGAGAUCGACCUGGCACAGAGAGAACACGAGAUGAAUGUAGACCGCAACCCGUUCGCGCUCACACAGUUCCCGUCGCCGCAGGGCCAUCAUUUACCCGGCGUAAAACAAUUUCGAGACAACCAGGCUGAGGAUCAGAGGCAGGAGCCUAUGCAGAUACAGGAACAGAACUCCCCGACGCUCGGAAGGCAGAGAUCCAGGUCGUUUAAGCACUUUUGGAUGUCGGACAGGUCCAGUAAAGCCUGCUAUGAGUGCGAGCAGCUGUUCACGUUCUUCAGACGGAGACAUCACUGUCGCUCAUGCGGUCAGAUCUUCUGUGCGAAUUGUUGUGCGAGAUUGCCACAGUCAUUUGGAGGCAACAAAGUAGACGAAUCUAUUGAAAGACUGAGGAAGCAAUUGGUGUGCCAUACGUGCCAUAGACAGCUACGAGAAGGACUGCAAAUGGAGCUCACAGGCGCCAAUUUCGAGGAGGAUCCGCAGAAGCCGGCGAGCUCUCCACCUGCACCGACACUGUUACUCAUGCCGCAGCAUAUUGCUGAAGCGAUGGAACGCUCGACGUCAGAUGCGUCCAAUUACAAGCAGCUGGACAAGUCGGAGCUAUUUGACAAGGACGAGAUCAGCGAUGAUAUGCGCGUAAGUGAACCGCCCGAGAAGUCUCGACCGCCCGUUCUAUUUAGUAUGUUCCCGAAGGUUCAAAUCGUUGCAAGUGCACAGCAUUUGGCGCAUCAGCCUCAUUUGCAUGAGUUGACGAAGGAAGUCAAGCAGACUGGCCAUGGUACUGGUCGCAGAUUGAGGACAUUUAGCGAGCCACUGAUACUGUUUGGAAGAAAAGAUGCUCAGCACACGUCGCGAAAGCUCAAGCGCUCCAACAGUCAGGCAGAUUUAUGUAACCCAAGCAAUCAUCGCUGGAGUGCGGCAGAGUUUAAGCGUCUCGUGGCAGAGUCAAACGCUCAGGCUCGACUUGCAGGAGCAUACCCUCCUACCUCAAAUGCUCUGACAACGCGACCUAAAGCCAUGUCUGUGUCAUUUGAAACACCGCGCUUUGGAAACGCUGUUCAGUGGAGCCCAUUCGGCCCCAACAAACUAGCAUCGAAGGAUAGCGGCAUUCUUGCCAUGGUUGGAUUGUCCAAGGAUGUUCACAACGAGGCAGAAGACCCUAAAUGUGUUUCCAGACGUGAAGCGGCUAUGGAGCAAAUGUCAAAAGAUGCUCGCGAUCGCAUCGAAGAGCGUAUAUUUCAUUUGUUGGACAGCUCUCCGGCAGUGUCGCAGUUGUUGAUGGUCGAGCAGCAUAGAUGGAUGCAGAUUAUCAGCUUGUUCGCUCACCGAGCGGCGCUUACUGUAUCCUGCGAGCCGGAUAAAGGUGAUUUGCUGGACAUUAUGCAUUAUGUCCGUGUUCAAUGCUUAGACGGAGGCCGCGUGCAAGAUAGUUUCUUCAUCGACGGCGUUCUCGUUCACAAAAGUUUGGCCCGCAAAGGAAUGAGGAGCGACAUCCUGAACCCGCGUAUCCUUUUGAUCGCCUCAGCUUUAGAUUACCAGCGCAAGAAGGAGGCUAUUUCGUCGUUGGAGAGUGUUGCUGGUCAAGAAGUGGAGUACAUGCAUAUCGUCACGGAGAAAAUCCUGACUCUGAACCCCGAUAUUGUCAUGUUUGAAGGCCACGUGCACCGAGUUGCCGAGGAGUUGCUGUUCAAAGCCAGCGUUUCAGUCGUCAAAAACGUCCGAUUGAUCGACCUGCAGCGUAUUGCUCGCUGCACGGGUGCCUCUGUACUCACAUCGUAUGACCACAUUGACAAAAUGUCAGAUGUUGGGGUUAUCGGUACCUGCAAACGAUUUUACGUUUUACUGAGCGACCAAGAACCGAAAAGUGCGAAGAAAAUUGCUUUUAGAGCCAACGCGGAUGGAUUUUACGUAGCGGAGGACGGCUCUGCAAUUUCCAGGCAGCGGAAAAAGCGCACUCAACGCCAAAACAUCGUGUUCGAAGGAGGCAUCACGUCAAAAGGAUGCACGUUGUGCUUGCGUGGAGGAACACCCGGCGUUUUCACAGAGAUCACCAAUGUGCUGACUGCCAUCAUCCGUGCUGCGUACAAUAUGCGACUUCAGCGGUCUAUGCUGGCAGCUUACGGAUAUAUUGCUCCUAGCCAGAACCAUGAGCGCUCUGUGGCAGAGGAAUGGUUUGCCAAGUCGUCGACGUCCUUGUAUAUCUCGCUCAAGUCUAAUUCUUUGUCGAUGCGUGCCGCUCUGAAGGAGACACAGGCGAUGUGCAAAUGGUGCAAGGCUCAUACUCGGUUCAACAACAUUAGUUCGCUUCGAGUGGUUCGUGGAGCAGACGACGACGACAGCAUCCCAUCAAGCACAACCGUUGUACAGUCCGGUCAUCCCCAUUGGUGCACGUGCGGAGCAAAGUCGUCCAGUUCGCUCAGAGAUCGCAUCCUGUUUUCAACCUGCUGGAGCACGUUGGAGGGUAAAACGGCGUCCAAAGCAGACAUGAUGUGCAUCGACUUCUACAGCUCGAACGACAUGUCGGUUGGCCAAUUCUUCGACAAUUUCUGCUUUUCUAGCAGCAAAACUGAGUUUAAACGCGCGUUCUCGACGUCGAAGCUGUCGUUCUCCCACGAUACGGGCCGUGUGAUCGUGCGCGUGAAGGACUUGACUGAUUUCAAGGACUCGAGUGACCAACUACCCCCAGCUGAAUUCCUUCGGGAGUUCAACUAUCGUGCUGUCCUGCAACGAGUUCGAUCCGAAGACGUGCUGAUGUGGUCGCGCAAUAUGAGUGGCGGGAACCAUUUGUCCUCAGAGUAUACGGUAGUGCCGAGUGACUUGUGGAACUACUCGUUUGGCAAAUUUCUGGAGGAUAUGUUCUAUGGGAAGGCCAUGGACAUCGAUUGCGCCCGCUUUCCCCAUUUGGCUGGUGUGAGUGGGUCACGGGAUUCCUCUUUGGUACAUUAUUUCUCUCGUCGUGGACGAGUUGUCAGUGUUCAUGUGGAGCCUCUCGAACCUGUUCUCCACGUUGCGUUGCAGCCGGCACUCUGGCAGGAACAUAUCGAUCACCAGGUCCAGCUUGAUGCCAUCCAUGAUCUCUGCGAUCUCGUUCGUGAAGUUUACGGCGUCACAACUUCGAAAGUUGCUGAGUCGAUGGCAGAUUUAGUCACACCGCUCCAUGCCAAGCAGAACUUGAAGAUUUUGAGGAAUGAAGUCCAGCAAUGGUAUUCCUGCUUUGGAGCCAAGAUCGAAUCGAAUCCACCGCAAGAUGUAUUUGCGUACAACGCUCACUUUCGGGAAAUUUACGAGUAUGCUGUUGGUUGGAGCUUGCGUAUCACACGAGCUGUGCAGGCCACAGUGAAGCCAACAAUGGCCAGCCUAGUUAAUAGCCCAAAGAGCGCGCUGCCCAAGGCUUGGUUCGACCAGUUAGCACAGCAAGCAGAAUUCAGCGACCGCUACAGUGAGCCCGCUACUCCCAGUGAACUCGAAGCAACGCCAGUGAACAUCAACUUCCAGGAGCCUGGAAACCUAGCGCAUCUCGCGAGCUUUGCCCGCAGCUUGGCUGCUGCAAAGAGCGCUUCUCCAGCGGGCGGAAUGGCUGAAGUUGCCAACGAAGUCGCCAACACGUUGCGACAGAAUGGAACUACCAGCUCGCGACAAUCAGAGCCAUGGGACACAGAUGAAAGCUACGAUCGCUACGAUGAGUCAAGCCACUCGUUUCCCGCUGACUACAAGGCAGAAACGGAGUCUUAUCCAGCAGCUCCCGUGUUUAAACAGUCCGUCUCAGCCUUGGGUGUACCCGGUCAUGUGUCCUCAACGAUGGGGGCGCUUGCGUCCAAGAAAGCACUGGAAAACUUCCGGUUGACGCAACAAGCGAAGAAGCCUGACGGUUUGGGAUACCUGGCACUACCUAAACGUCUUCUCGAGUGGCAUCCUAGUCUGCCGUUGGGUGCCAAUAAGGCUACUGUGCUGGUUAACGCUAAGCAACCGACUUCGGUGGUGGCGUACUCACUGUUCUCGAACGAGUACAGCCAGUGCAUCAGCGAAAAUAUGAGGAAGGAGGCCACCCGAUAUGCUCUCGAGGCUAAGACGAACGGCACGUCGCCACCAAUUGACUGCGUUCAAUCCGACGAGAUCAGGAGCAUGCUGCGCAUUCUGCGCUCCACUACGCGAAACAACGUCGACCACAGUUUUGUGGACGAGAACCAGUUCCAAUCUGCCAUGCGCUUCAGCUGCAAGUCGUAUUAUGCCAUGCAAUUCCACGCGCUUCGAAAAUUAUACUAUGGUGGUGACAGGAACUAUGUGGAAUCUCUUUGCAACUGCCAGCAAUGGAAUGCAGCUGGUGGUAAGUCUGGUGCUGGUUUCCUGAAGACGCGCGAUGAACGCUUCAUCGCGAAGGCCAUCCCGGAGAUUGAACUGCAAAUGUUCUUGAGUAUGGCGAACGAGUACUUCUGCUACAUGGCAAAGACGUUCGAGAACGACUUGUCGUCCAUGCUGUCGAAAGUGCUCGGUAUCUACAAGGUUUCGAUCUCGAACACGACGCAGAGUGGUGAUAGCGAUCCAAACGUACGAAUGUGCGUGAUUGUGAUGGAGAAUCUCAUGUACGGACGCGAAGUGGACUUUUCGUUUGAUCUGAAGGGCAAGAUGGAAGGACGGUACAAAGAAGAUCACAACGGAGAUAGCCGUAGCGUUCUGUGGGAUCGUAAUUUCGUGGAGCUAGCAGGCGGCAUCCCGCUGCCUCUGCAAGAGUCGGCGUUAUCGCUGCUUCUGUCAGCGAUUAUGAACGAUACGACCUUCUUAGCGUCUGUCCAAGCGACAGACUACUCCAUGCUCGUGGGCUACGAUGUGAACAAACAGGAGCUGGUGGCCUGUAUCAUCGACUAUAUUCACAAGUAUGACUUCAUGAAGAUGAUGGAGCACGCUGGUAAACGAUUGAUCCAGGAGGAAGGCGAGAUCACCGUGCUCAAUCCGAAGCACUACCGCAAACGCUUCUGUCUGGCCAUGAACAAGUACUUCGUCACGAUCCCGUCGCGCUACACUAAAGUGACCACUGUUAUCCGAAACACGGCAUCUAACACCACGACGGUCGGCAGUACUGGUACAACUGCCCAAGAGGACGAGAAAGACAGAGACUACGCUCAACCUCCGUACAGCACUAGCACAACUGCCAGUAGCGUGAGCACAAUUGCAUCUGUUGUGGGCACCCACCGCCGUCAGCUCUAAAGGGAACGACAACGUCAAGGCGACGAUAGUAAUUUACACUGUACAAUAGCGCGGCCUGUCAGCGCUGCGAGAGCAGAGCACGACGAUAUGCCGGAAGUCAUACCGACAGGAACAGAUCAUCUAAGUCGACUGACUUAGAAUAUCUUGUAAGGUAAAAUUGAAAAUGCAGUUUCGCAUCUA
Phytophthora nicotianae INRA-310 is the source of this 6101-nucleotide messenger RNA. RefSeq lists its product as hypothetical. Gene Ontology annotation, molecular function: metal ion binding; ATP binding; protein binding. The transcript has a single exon. Gene Ontology annotation, cellular component: endosome membrane. The record is from RefSeq and is a predicted model, not a curated record. Lineage: Eukaryota; Oomycota; Peronosporomycetes; Peronosporales; Peronosporaceae. Bases 159 to 5921 code for a protein of 1920 amino acids. Gene Ontology annotation, biological process: phosphatidylinositol phosphate biosynthetic process.